UGCAGGCUGCAGGACGGAGGUAUGUAUGGAUGGAUGGAUGUAAGUCUGAGUUGGAGUGCAGACGUAGUCCUGGUGUUUAGUAUUGGUGAUAAUUGUUGCAUUGUUGCAUUGAUGCGUUGUGAUUAGUGAUGUUUGUCCUGUUUGCAUGGAUAAUGAUAAUGUUGAUUUAAUCUCAAUUCUUCAAGGAAAUUGUUUGAUGCAACUGCUGCACUCAGUCAUUCAUUAUCUUCUAUCUGUCUCCAUGAAUCCAGUCUUCUGUCCUUUGCUGUUUCCACCCAUGCUUGAGAGAAAAACAAUCUAUCAAUCGAAACUCUCUCACACGCCCGAUUGCCUUGUCGGGAAGCCGAACAGCCAAGCCCAGACAGACAGACAGACAGACAGAUAGACAAGACACAAUUGAUUGAGCAUGACACAGACAUUCACACCAGACGACGAAACAAGUAUU
Molecule: messenger RNA, 445 nt
Organism: Aspergillus homomorphus CBS 101889
Lineage: Eukaryota; Fungi; Ascomycota; Eurotiomycetes; Eurotiales; Aspergillaceae
Exons: 1
Coding region: 146-385 (79 amino acids)
Source: RefSeq, a predicted model, not a curated record